UUUUCCCCCAAAAUAAGAGUAAAAAGUUUACAAGACAAAGUUGCAAGAAUACAGUGUUCGAGCGUUGACUCAAAACAGUGAUUUUGUUAGUGCCAAGGAUCUAGUUCGAUUUAAAAUAUGGAAAGAAAUACAAGAAUCUUUUGGAUAAUUUCUAUUCACGUUAUCCUGACCGUUUUCCUAUCCCACGAGCAGCAAUUUGAUCCUUGCGAGAGCGCGGAGGAUGGUGAAAUGGUUCGUGGACCAAUAAACUGUUCCCAUUAUAUAGUAUGCGAUGAAGACGAGCCAUAUCACGAAUUCUGUCCUGAUGGGUUGCUCUUCAAUCCAGACAUUCAGGAUUGUGAUGAUCCUGACUACGUCGACUGUGGCAACGAAUAUUACGAUAGCGGAGAAUAUGAAGACUAUGAUGACUAUUCAGAGGAGGAGGAGGAGGAAGAAGAUGAAGAAGAAAGUCCUGAAAAUGAAGUUGAUGAUCGUGAUAAUGAUGAUCCUGGAAGUCCAUGCCCACCGAAUGACAAUCCGACAAAAGUGGUGUUUGCUGCAAGUAAAACAAGCUGUUCCGAGUUUUUCCUUUGCUAUCAUGGUGUCGCGAUUUCUAUGCAUUGCACGGACAGUCUUCACUUCAAUUCGAUAACGAAAAAAUGUGAUUUCCCAAGGAAUGCAAACUGUCGAGUUGAUGGUGAUAUCAUUCCGAAUGCACCUCCAAAAUGUGAUCGAAAUGUAUUCAUGGAAGUUUAUCCUCAUCCCACAAAGUGUGACUAUUAUUAUUUCUGCCGGAAAGGAUAUCUGUCUAUCCAGCAAUGCCCGUUCUACUACUAUUUCGAUGCAGCGAUGAGAACUUGCCGAUAUAGCAAUGGUUAUCAGUGCUAAUUUUCGAGAUGAUUUUGUGUUUUCGAUCUAAGGUGUAACCGUGUAAAGUGCCACAUACAUAUAUAUAUAUAUAACCAUCCCAACUUA
Hermetia illucens (black soldier fly) is the source of this 954-nucleotide messenger RNA. RefSeq names its product E3 ubiquitin-protein ligase SINA-like 5. Gene Ontology annotation, molecular function: chitin binding. NCBI's taxonomy places the organism in Eukaryota, Metazoa, Arthropoda, Insecta, Diptera, Stratiomyidae. The coding region runs from base 118 to 867 and encodes 249 amino acids. Gene Ontology annotation, cellular component: extracellular region. The transcript is spliced from 3 exons. The record is from RefSeq and is a predicted model, not a curated record.